Candoia aspera is the source of this 2047-nucleotide messenger RNA. RefSeq names its product ADP ribosylation factor interacting protein 2 (gene ARFIP2). The coding region runs from base 4 to 1281 and encodes 425 amino acids. NCBI's taxonomy places the organism in Eukaryota, Metazoa, Chordata, Lepidosauria, Squamata, Candoiidae. The record is from RefSeq and is a predicted model, not a curated record. Gene Ontology annotation, biological process: regulation of Arp2/3 complex-mediated actin nucleation; intracellular protein transport. Gene Ontology annotation, molecular function: protein domain specific binding; phospholipid binding. Gene Ontology annotation, cellular component: trans-Golgi network membrane. The transcript is spliced from 9 exons.
UCCAUGCGGGCUCGGCGCGCUCCCCUCCGCCGCGACGCCACUUCCGCCGCGCUCGACGUCGCUUCCGGCCUGGCUGUCCUGGGGCCGACCGACUCCGGAGCCUCCGGGGCCGGCCCGCAGCGGGCACCAAGCAUGACUGAGGGGUCAAUGAGCAAGGCAGCCACCAUGGAGAUCCCCAUCCACGGCAACGGAGACUCCAGACGCUUGGCGGAGGAUGACGGUUUGGAGCAGGACUUGCAGCAAGUGAUGGUGUCCGGGCCCAACUUGAACGAGACCAGCAUUGUGUCUGGAGGUUACGGGGGAACAGCCGAGGGCAUUGUCCCCACCAGCAUCAUCAAAGGCUCCCUCGUUCCACCUCACCCACCCCAAGGACCACUCAUCUCCCCCAGUUCUUCAGCUGCCAGCCGGAUAGCCAGCCAGGCUGCCGUGGCCACAGGUUCCAACUUGCAUCAGCCCCACCCCAACCCAGCUAUGACGGGGGAGGAGGCCGCAGCAGCAGCUGCUGCCACACGAGGGGUGGCUGUGGAGAAGUUUGACAUUGUCAGGAAAUGGGGCAUCAACACCUACAAAUGCACCAAGCAGCUGCUGUCGGAACGCUUCGGGCGUGGCUCGCGGACUGUGGACCUGGAGCUGGAGACCCAGAUCGAGCUGCUGCGGGACACCAAGCGGAAGUACGAGUCCCUGCUGGGCCUGGCACGGGCCCUCACCAACCACUUCUACGGCCUCGUCCAGACGCAGCACGCCCUCGCGGAUGCCUUCUCAGACCUCAGCCAGAAGUCCCCGGAGCUCCAGGAGGAGUUUGGGUACAACGCCGAAACUCAGAAGCUGCUGUGCAAGAACGGAGAGACGCUCCUGGGGGCCGUCAACUUCUUUGUCUCCAGCAUCAACACGCUGGUCAACAAAACCAUGGAGGACACGCUCAUGACCGUCAAGCAGUAUGAGACGGCCAGGCUGGAGUAUGAUGCCUACCGCACAGACCUGGAGGAGCUCAACCUGGGGCCCCGGGACGCCAACACGCUCUGCCGCUUGGAUGCUGCCCAGGCCAGCUUCCAGGCCCACCGCGCCAAGUAUGAGAAGCUGCGGGCGGAUGUGGCAGUCAAGCUGAAGUUCCUGGAAGAGAACAAGGUGAAAGUGAUGCACAAGCAGCUCCUGCUCUUCCACAAUGCGAUCUCGGCUUACUUUGCGGGGAACCAGCAGCAGCUGGAGCAGACCUUGAAACAGUUCAACAUCAGGCUCAAGAGUCCCGGGGCUGACAAGCCUUCCUGGCUGGAGGAGCAGUGAGCAGGCCCUGCCCGCUCUUCCCACCCCUCCCUCCCUCCUGGACUCGGACUCGGACGCGCAGUCACGUGGCAGGGCAGAGAGGGUCCAGCCGCCCCCUCCCACGCCCUAGCUCGCUGCUAGAAGGGCUCACCGUGGGGCCCUCCCUCCUCUUUGUGCCCUUUUGGGGGCCGGUCUAGGCCCCUUCCCAUUCCACGCAUAGGGCUGGGCCAGUUGAGCCCCGUCUCUCUGCAAUGCCAGGAAGCAGCAAGCACUUUCUUUCUCUCAGGGUGGGGAGAACGUUGCCCCUGCCUGGCCCCACAGCAGAGUCUCUGUGGCCAGUCAGGCCCCAGUCUUGUCCUGGCACAUCCAAACACCCUCGGCCUCCUGGCUGGCCAAACCCAGCCUUGGGGCCUCAGCCUCCCCAGCCUGCUUUCCUAUCCAGUCUGUUCUGGGGGAUUAGGGGCUGCUCUCUGAUCCUGCCCCACACCUUUAAGGAAGGCAGCUGUGGGUUGGUGGAGUUGGACCUAUGGGGGCUGCUCUGGGGGUGAAGGACCCAGGGUGAGAUUGGCCCCCUCUUUGGGGGGCCAAGGACCAAACACUUCCUGGCUCCAGCCUCUGGGUGUGUGUGUGUGUGUGUGUGGCGUGUGUGUUCAUCAUGGCCAGUGUCCCAGUGUUGUGUUCCUGGUGGCAGCUGUGGGCGGCAGGGCUCUUGGCUUUCCUCCCAGCUGGCCCUGACUGACACUCCAGCCCCAGUCUGUAAAGAUUCCAGAAUAAAUGGUACCAAACG